AUGUUGAUUGAUAUGGAAGUUGAAAAACAAAUUCAAAAUGAAAAGCAGAAAUGGCGUGAAGUGCUGAAACGAAUUCUGGCUUGCAUAAAAUUUCUAGCUAGCCAAAAUUUGGCUUUACGUGGUCACUGUGAAAGUGUUGCUGAAGAUGAUACCGAAUGUUACAAUAUAGGAAAUUUCCUGGCCACAAUGAAGCUAAUUGCUCAGUUUGAUCUAUUAUUAUCAAGUCAUCUACAGCAUUCUAAAAAUGUUCCGGGUUCAGUUUCAUAUCUGUCACCAAGAAUUCAAAAUGAAUUUAUCAGUCUUCUUGCAUCUACUGUCAGAAAGCAGAUACUCUGUGAUAUUCGACGAAACAAAUAUUAUGGACUAAUGCUAGAUUCAACACCUGAUCUAGCACACCGGGAACAGUUAUCAGAAGUUAUUAGGUUUGUUGAUGUUAAUUUCAAAACAAAAAAUGUGACCAUCAAAGAAUCUUUUCUUGGUUUUAUUCAGCUUCAUGCGAAAGAUGCAGCAACACUACAAAAUGUUAUUGUUGAACAGUUGCAAGCAGACAACCUUCCUAUAGCUGACUGUCGAUCUCAGUGUUAUGAUAACGCAGCUGUAAUGGCAGGAGAACUGUCCGGACUCCAACAAGGAAUUGCCAUUCGAAAUCCUCAAGCAUCGUUUGUUAAUUGUAACAACCAUAGCUUGAAUUUAGCUGGAUUACAUGCUGCAAAACAGGAUCAAGUUGUUGUUACAUUUUUUUGGUACAGUUGA
Molecule: messenger RNA, 753 nt
Organism: Biomphalaria glabrata
Lineage: Eukaryota; Metazoa; Mollusca; Gastropoda; Planorbidae
Exons: 1
Coding region: 1-753 (250 amino acids)
Source: RefSeq, a predicted model, not a curated record